AUCACGCCCUCAUUUCCCAACAUCCGGGAACUUUUGAGCUAACCAGUGUGGAGGCUGGGUAAGGAAAGGAGGGCAGUGGUGGAAAGGCGGACUGAUGACAGCUGUCACUGUGGACAAAAACACUUUCAAAUUACGAAGACUGUACUAAUGUCGGACCCUUAAAUCUCAACGGGGAAAGGACAACUCAUUUGCUGAGUCGCCAGGUAUUUCAAGACGUCGCAAAGGUUUUUUACCUACUGUUUAAAUUCCCGUCAGAGCCUUGCACAUUACUGGAGGAGCAACAGUUGGUGAGGCAACAUGGGCACACAAGGCUCUGGUAGGAAGCGUGCCCCUCUAAAAGAUAGGUUCUCUGCAGAGGAUGAGGCCUUGAGCAGCAUUGCCCGAGAGGCACAGGCCAGGCUUGCAGCAAAAAGAGCAGCUCGGGCAGAGGCCAGGGAUAUUCGAAUGAGAGAACUUGAGCGGCAGCAGAAAGAGCUGGACGAAAAAUGUGACAAGCAGUAUUCAGAUUACAGUCGGCCAUCUUCCCGCUGUGCCACCCCAGGUCUAUCAGCAGCCACCCUGGCAUCACUGGGUGGCACCUCAUCGCGACGGGGAAGCACAGACACCGGCAGUAUUUAUGACCCAGACACCAGUCUGAGUGAACUUAGGGAUAUCUAUGAGCUAAAGGACCAGAUUCAGGAUGUAGAAGGGCGAUACAUGCAAGGGCUUAAAGAGCUGAAGGAGUCCCUUGUAGAGGUGGAGGAGAAGUAUAAGAAAGCAAUGGUAUCGAAUGCGCAGCUGGACAAUGACAAAGGAAACCUCAUCUAUCAAGUGGACACAUUAAAAGACGUCAUUGAAGAGAUGGAGGAGCAAAUGUCGGAGAUGAAGCGGGAGCUGGAAGAGAAGUCAAAGGAACUAGAAAGGCAAAAGCACUCAUGUACUGUCCUGCAGCAUAAGCAAGAAGAACUGAAAGAGGGAAUCCGCCAGAGAGAUGAACUUAUUGAGGAGAACCAGCAAGUGCAGACAAAGUUAGAUGCUCUCACCAGAGAGGUGUUUGACCUGCAGGAAACGAUAAACUGGAAGGACAAAAAGAUUGGGGCCCUAGAGAGGCAGAAAGAGUACUUUGAUUGCAUUAGGAAUGAGAGAGACGAGCUCAGAGAUGAGCUUGCAGACCUCAAGGGGAAGGCCAAACCAGUAGAGAAACAUGGGCUGGUCAUCAUUCCAGAUGGCACACCAAACGGAGAUAUCAACCAUGACCCUGUGUCCUCAGGGAUCACUGUGGUCUCACAGGAGGCCGCUCAGGUGCUGGAGUCUGCUGGAGAGGGCCCGCUUGAUGUCAGGCUACGGAAGUUAGCUGAGGAGAAGGAUGAGCUGUUAUCUCAGAUCAGGAAGUUGAAGAAUCAGCUAGAAGAGGAGCGACAGAAGCACUCAAAGGUGGACAGUGUGUACACCGACGGCGAGAAGAUGGAGAACGGUACAGACCUCCACUUCAUUGAGAUGCAGAGAGAUGCCAAUAGGCAGAUUAGUGAAUACAAAUUCAAGCUUUCAAAGGCAGAACAAGAAAUGGGUACGAUGGAACAAAAUAUAAACAGACUUGAAGGACAAGUGUCCAGGUACAAGGCAUCAGCUGACAACUCAGAGAAAAUAGAAGAUGAGCUUAAAGCAGAAAAGCGCAAACUCCAGAGAGAGCUGCGCACGGCUCUCGACAAGAUAGAGGAGUUGGAGAUGACCAACAACCACCUAGUAAAGCGUCUGGAAAAGAUGAAGGCCAACAGGAACGCUCUCCUCUCGCAGCAGUGAGGCCCAGCCAGCAUCACCACAAAGCCCUUAAAACUCACACCUCAGACUGCCAUGUAGCGCCCUGAGAACAUGUGCUGUCCAGCUCUAACACUUCAACAUGUGUAGCUCACCAAAAACACUUGAGAACUUCAAGCAUGGACAAAAAAAACAAAAGAGAGCAGAGCUGCCAGAAGUUUUGGUUUGUUCUGGCCGGCAGUUGCCAAGGUUCAAACAUAACUUGGGAGAUACAUGUGAGGAAAUUUCUACUUUCAUUUUUUGUUCUGCAACACGUUAUUGGCAAGAUUUUACUUGAUUCUGGCUGGGAGCUUGGCUGUUUUGUUGUUUUGUUAAGUUGCAUGAAUGAGUAUCAUGAUGCUUUUAAAAGACUGUCACGGCUGCUCUGGCCCUGCACCUUCCAGCUUCCCUCACAGUCAAAGUGCCUUCUCACACUAGCAGUCCCACUGCUCCAUCGAACAAUAACUGUUUCAACUGGUACAUGAUGUAUUUAAAGAGGUGCAGAUGGAACAUAUAUAUAUACACACAACCAACUGCUGCAGUUUCCUUGACUUUUUUUUUUUUCAAUAUUUAAAAGAUUCUUGAAAAUAAAUGUGUAAUUUACAGAACUGU
Dunckerocampus dactyliophorus (ringed pipefish) is the source of this 2385-nucleotide messenger RNA. It is a transcript of the gene lrrfip2, whose product is annotated as leucine rich repeat (in FLII) interacting protein 2. The record is from RefSeq and is a predicted model, not a curated record. The transcript has 15 exons. Gene Ontology annotation, biological process: regulation of DNA-templated transcription. Lineage: Eukaryota; Metazoa; Chordata; Actinopteri; Syngnathiformes; Syngnathidae. Bases 298 to 1779 code for a protein of 493 amino acids.